Molecule: messenger RNA, 3747 nt
Organism: Elgaria multicarinata webbii
Lineage: Eukaryota; Metazoa; Chordata; Lepidosauria; Squamata; Anguidae
Gene: UVRAG
Product: UV radiation resistance associated
Exons: 15
Coding region: 214-2262 (682 amino acids)
Biological process (GO): SNARE complex assembly
Cellular component (GO): endosome; lytic vacuole
Molecular function (GO): SNARE binding
Source: RefSeq, a predicted model, not a curated record
UAAUAUGGCUCCGUGAGGGAGCGCGGGCUGGGGUCGUUGCGGAGGUUGGGAAAGGCGAGGAAGGCGGCGACGAAGAAGCAGCGGCCGCCGCCGCCGCCUCACCGUCGUGAGCGUUAACCCUUCCGUGCCCGGCGGCUGAGGGAGCGGGCUCAAUGCGCAGGCGCCAAGGCCGCUCCUGCUCCCGACCCGGCCGGGCCGACCCGUCCCGCCAGCAUGAGCCAAAGCGCCGCCGUCCUGCCCCCGCCGGGCCCCGCCUCCCGCGCCCUCCAUGUGGAGCUGCCCUCUCAGCAGCGGCGUCUUCGUCACCUGCGAAACAUUGCAGCCCGCAACAUUGUUAAUAGGAAUGGUCAUUGCCUCCUGGACACCUACUUCACCCUUCACUUAUGUGAUAAUGCAAAGAUAUGUAAAGAAUUUUAUAAGAGUGAAGUGAUAAAGAAUUCUCUGAAUCCAACAUGGCGAAGUCUCGACUUUGGUCUAAUGCCCGAUCGCCUUGAUACAUCCGUGUCCUGUUUUGUGGUGAGGAUAUGGGGUGGCAAGAAUGACACCUAUCAGCUACUGAUUGAAUGGAACGUCAAUCUAGAUGGACUCAAGUACUUGGGCCAGCAGAUACAUGCUCGUAGCCCAAACGAAAUCAUUUUUGGGCUGAACGAUGGCUAUUAUGGAGCCUCGUAUGAACAAAAGGGCCACUCAGGAACCCAGAAGAAUAACCUUCUCCAGGUGGAUCAGAACUGUGUUCGUAACUCAUAUGAUGUCUUCUCUUUACUUAGGCUCCACCGGGCCCAGUGUGCAAUUAAACAGACUCAGGUAACUGUUCAGAAAAUAGGAAGGGAGAUUGAAGAGAAACUGAGGCUUACAUCGACAAGCAAUGAACUGAAAAAAGAGAGUGAGUGUUUACAGCUGAAGAUUUUGGUGCUUCGGAAUGAGCUGGAGAGGCAGAAAAAAGCCCUGGGCCGAGAGGUGGCCUUAUUAAAUAAGGAACAAAAUGUGCUACUUGACAAAGGAAAUGUUUUUGAAGGAGAACAUCAGAAGCUCCUACAGGACAAAGAACCCCUGCAAGAGCUGAGAAAAGAAUGCACUGCGAAGAGAGAGCAAUUCUUGAAGACCAAUGCACAGCUGACCAUCAGAUGCAGGCAAUUACUUUCAGAGCUUUCCUAUAUUUACCCUAUUGAUUUGAAUGAUCAAAAGGAUUAUUUUAUUUGUGGAGUCAAGUUGCCCAAUUCCGAAGACUUUCAAGCAAAGGAUGACGGCAGCAUUGCUGUCGCACUGGGCUACACUGCUCACUUGGUCUCCAUGAUUUCCUUCUUCCUCCAAGUGCCACUCAGGUAUCCAAUAGUUCACAAGGGUUCCAGGUCUGCAAUCAAAGAUAAUAUUAACGAUAAACUGACUGAAAAAGAGCGAGAAUUUCCAUUGUAUCCAAAAGGAGGAGAGAAACUGCAGUUUGAUUAUGGCGUUUACCUUCUCAACAAAAAUAUUGCACAGCUUAGAUACCAACAUGGGCUGGGGACUCCAGAUCUAAGGCAGACGCUUCCUAACCUGAAAAACUUCUUGGAGCACGGACUCAUGGUUCGAUGCGAUCGGCACCACAUUUCCAGUGCCAUUCCAGUUCCAAAGAGACAGAGUUCCACGUUUGUGGGUUUGGAUAUUGGCUUCUCCAGCAGCCAUCCUUCUCCUGACAAGGGACUCCGAAAACGGGCCAGCUCGGAGAACGAGAGACUGCAGUACAAGACUCCCCCUCCAAGUUACAACUCCGCUUUAACACAGCCCAUUGCCAUUGUAGGAGAACCUGAUAAAAAGGUUGGAUCCUUAUCCUCUUCUUUAGAUACCUCCAUUGACUUCUCAAAAGAAAGCAAAAAGGGAGCGGAUUCGUGUAACAGUCUCAAUGGUGAAAACAGGAACCUGGACAAUUCCCGAGAUCAGCAGGAGCCUUUCCUGGGGCCCUCGCGUGCAAUAAAUGGGGCUGCGUUGCCCGGCGAGCACCCUGAGGCCGCGACCAACGAGCAGCCGUGUGUGUUCCGUGGCCCUCUUGGUGCCGACCUCCUCUGCACGGUCGAGCAAGCAGAAGAGAUCAUGGGCAUGGAAGCCACGGGGUUUGGCACAGGAGACCAGCUUGAAGCCUUUAACUACAUCCCCGUGGACCACGCCGUGGCAGUGGAAUGCGACGACCAAGUUCUGGGGGAAUUUGAAGAGUUCUCCCGGAGGAUCUGUGCACUGAACAAGGACGCCCCCACUUUCCGCAGGCCGCGGAAGGGUUCUGACAAGUGAGGGUUGGGCGCCGUGGUGGCGGUGGCACGUUACAAAGGUGAAACUAUAUAUCUGGAAUGAAGAUAAAACUUGCACUCAGAAUCCCUGAUCAGUUAUGCGAUGGAACGGGGGUGGAGGGGAAAACUGUUGCUAUAGUUUUGGAAAGUAGAUUUUGAUUCCACACGAUCACGAUAUAUCCAGAACCGAGGUAAACACUUCCUGCUUCCUACCCUGGUUUCCUGUUAUUUGCAAAUCGCUCUGGCAGAUUUGAUCAGGCCAUUUGUGUAUUGUCCGGUUAAGUUUAUUUAGAUUUCUUUUGAGGAGUUGAGGGGGAACUGAAGCCAAACGUUUGCCUGAAGACAAGCAGAGGAGGUCUGUGUGCGCAGGACCGCGUGCGUAUUAACUCCCCUCCUCAACAGCUUGUUGCGCUCCGCCGGGCCUUGCAGCUUUUUGUGGUUCAGGGGCAUGCACAGAUGGUUUUCUUAAUUUGGGAAACAAGUGGUAAACUUCGCAGGCAGACCUGCCACGCCAAAAGACCCGACAAAACCCAAAAAGAACUCCUCUCUGCAUGCAGUUUUAUUUAUUUCCUUCCCUUCACCAUUCCUGUUGCCAGCAGGCACUGAGCAUGACCCGGUGAAAUGGGGGUGGCGCUAGAAAGCUUGCAUAAGUACUAUGCCUUUCAGUGGGUCAUGUGCAGGAGAUGUUCCUAGUGGAUUGUUCCCACUGCUUCCAGGUUAAAAAAAAAUCUAGGCAGGGGAGGGAGACUUAAUGUACUUAGUUGUCACUCUGGUUUUAUCACCCUGUAACUGAAGACUCCUGUUUAGGAAUUAACACAUAUUUUGUCUCGAAUGACCAGGCUCUCUACGCACACUCAGACCAGACCUGUAAAUGAAUGCUGUUGCUGCUUUUGGAGUAUGGUAGCUUUCUAGCCUGCUUGGGAAAAGAUGGUUCAUGUACUAAAGGUGUGUCUCAUGGGACCAUAAAAGUAUAACAAAACAGCUCUUAGGCACAUCGUCAUUAUUAUUAUUUUAUUAUUCCUAUUAUUAUCAGCAUCAUUAUUUCAGACCCGAUCAAGCUGUGAAGCAGUUUACAAACAUGCAAGCCAGACUUUAAUGUAUACAGUGCAAUAGAUUUGGGAUUACCUGACUUGAGUUUAAUAGUGCUUGGUGUUGACCAUAUUUAAUACUAUAUUUAAUCUGUGUGUUUUUUUAAAAAAAUAAUUUUUUUAAAAAAUCAACCAAACCAUCCAUACUUUUAAACUGGAGUUGCCUCCAUCAGUUUAUCAAUGGGACAAGUUUGACUCUAGAUGAGGUAGUUUGCCACUGGCCCACGUGUUUCCAACUGCACUAACGUACGAGCGGAUUUUUGUGGUCUGCUUGAGAUUCCUGACGAUAUGCAUUUUGGAGUUCAGAUGAGUCUGGCUCUUGCUUUCUACAUUGUAUACCGAAGUCUGGGCUCAAUUGUGAGCUCAUAUGUAUUGCAGAAUAAAAGUUUAAUUUACUUCAA